AUCCAAUCACAAAAUAAGCCGAAAGGGGAUUUUUGCUCUAUAUUUGUCUCAGAGUCCAGGAGGGUCCUGAAUGCAGUUUGCCAGUCCUGCAUCAUUGAGACAUGGCAGAAGAUCACUUAAAGGCAGAUGCCUCUGCUGGGGAGGGGGAGACAGAGCCCAGCAUGCUACUGCAGAAACUCAAAAACAACAUUUCUAAAAAUGUGCAGGGCAAAGUGGACAAAAUUUUGGAAGAUGUGCAGCGUUUCUCUGACAAUGACAAACUCUACCUUUAUCUACAAUUACCCUCAGGUCCAAGUGCAGGAGAGAAGAGCGGUGACUCAAACUCAGUCAACACAGCAGACCAGCUUCACACCUGCAACUGGAUUCGUAGCCACUUGGAAGAACAUCCUGACACCUGCCUGCCUAAACAAGAUGUUUACGAGACGUACCGGAAGCACUGUGACAAUUUACAACAUCGGCCUCUAAGUGCAGCAAACUUUGGCAAAAUCAUCCGAGACAUCUUCCCUAACAUUAAAGCACGAAGACUGGGUGGAAGAGGACAGUCCAAAUACUGCUAUAGUGGGAUACGUAGAAAAACUGUGCUAAACAUGCCGUUACUGCCCAACCUGGACCUAAAAAAUGACCCGUCUGAAUUGACUGAACUGGUGCAAACCUACAAGCAAGAGGUUACUGAAGCAGCUUGUGAGCUCAUCUGUGACUGGGCUCAGAAGAUCCUGAAGCGCUCAUUUGACACAGUAGUGGAGAUUGCACGCUUCCUCGUGCAGGAACAUAUUGUCAACCCACGCUGCAGCCAAGCCGAGCUCGUCACCUCAGCUGCUCUGGCAGGUGGACCUUCCAAACCUCAUAAGGUAAUCAAAAAGAUUACUGCAGCUUCCCGAGCAGGUGGAACAGAGGAAGAUGGCAGCAGUUUGGAAAAUAAGCAGAAAGAGAAAGAUGCUGUGGAACAGCCGACAUCUAAUAAGCAACAGGUUAGUGAAAAAACAUCCAACAAGGUGGAGUCUGCUCGGGUAGAGGCCUUCAUGAAGAAGUUGCCCCAGCUCCUUCCCAGGGGCUCUGUUCCGGAGAAAACCUCCCCACCAUGUCUCACUCCUGCUGAUUCAGGCAGCGUUCAAGUCACUUUGCCCAUCACAGUUGCAACUAUACCGUCUCAACCAGGUGGCCCUGUCCCCGUUAUGAUUCUGCCAUCAGGCAUGAGUCUUUCAUACCCAGAACGUGACAAAACAUCAGUCACGGUUGCGACUUCUGCUGCUCCGACACCGGUGGUCCAGAGAGCACGAGCACCCGCCCCUAAGAGGGGCCCUGAUCCUUCCUCCUCAGUUUCAGCCUCUGGCUCUGCUGGUGUUGCUUUUAAACGCAAAAGAGGACGACCCAGAAAGCAAAGACCAGAAGAUGCGGCAGCACAAGUUCUGUCAGCCCAAACCGCAAUUCCAAAUUCAGCUUUGCUUUCGAGAGGAGUAAUCCAGAAGGCUUCGCCUUCCUGUACGCCAGCCACAUCUUCACAUAUGGUGGAAAUUUUGUUCCAGGACCAGCAAAGCCUGGUUCUUGGCCAAAUUCCUGCUGUCCAGGAAGUGUCAGACGUUGAGCGUAGGGGUGUAGUGGUGCAUUGUCAACCUGCACCAGAACCCGAGAAGCAACAAUCUGUCUUGAUACUACCAGGACCCAACCAACCCAGUUACGAGUUGAGUCGGGGUAUGGUCAUCCAGCGAGCGCCGCUAUGUAGAGAGGGAAGACCUACUCUCCAAGAAGUGCCACAAACCGCCAUCUCAUACCUCCCUCCACCUACAUUAUUAGAAGACAGAGGAGAAGUCGAAAUUACUCUGACUCCUGUGGAGCCACAGGUCGAUUCCAUGCUAAACUCAGCAGGUAUCUCCAGCUCAUUUGGCUCCUUGUCUGAAGAAACCCCGAAACCAGAUGCCCCAUAGCUGCAGCACAUCAGCCAUCCACAGAGACUUUGAAACACCAUGAUUAAGAUGUGCAUUGCCUUCCAGUGCGUUGCAUACUAGUUUUAGGGUCAAACUGAGGUGUACCAUUUUGGCUGAGUUUGAUUGGGUAUGUCUGCUUUCUGUAGGGUGUCUUGAGGCAAUGAGCGAACAAUGUGUUGUUAUUGCAAUGGCAUUUUUGCUUUAACAAAACGCCUUCAAACAGCAACUACACGUUCAUUUUUAAUAUUAACAUUUAAAAGUUUUGCUGCAGUUACCUCAUGUUGAAAUUACCAUGAUUGGGAGAUUACAACUGCAAGGUUCAACAUGGCGAUGUCAUCCAAGAUCCGAAACAGCUGCUGCCAUUUUGGGUUUUACUUGACGUCACAAUGGUCAGUUGGGAGAAAUUGGAAGUUUCAUAAAACUGUGAGUUUUCAUUGUAAUUACAGUACGAGUUUCACAACAUGAUGUGAAUGCACCAUUAAUUCCUGAAGUUUCCAGGAGUGUUCUUUAAGAGAUUAUAAUUGUACAUCUAAGUGUCUUAAAACAAAUAGACCUAGAAAAAUGUAUCACUUCGUUUCCAAGAAGGAUGUACAUUGGAGUGAAUUUUAACACAUUUCAAUCAAAUUGUAGUUGAAGAUUAAAUUGGCAGGGAAAUGUACAGAUAUACUCACAAAUAGAAGUCCAAUCUGGUCUAGCUCAGUUUUGGUCUCUGAUGUAAAUGUAAAAUGAAGGACAUCUAAAAAAAGUAAUUCAUCAUAGUUAGUUACCAAGGAACUGCUUACCAUUCGUCAGUGCUGUCUGUCCCCAUUUUCAGUGCCAUAAGAGGGCAGUUUGUUUUCUAUUGCUCUAUCCGUCUUUGCAUGUUUGUAAACGUGAAUUGAGACAUUUGAGAGUUUUUAUUCUAGAUGUUCAGAUGACAAAGAGUGGUAUUACGGGUUUGUAACUUCAGGGUUCUAAAAGCUUACAACCACCAUAAGUCCCUCCCUCACCCAAUGAUUGGGUAUUAUUUACAUGUUUUAACUUAUUAAUGUUGCAAAUAACAGAUAUAUAUAACAUUUCUAAAUGACUACAUUGAGUUGCUGUUGUGAAGGUCAAGAAAACACUCUCCUGGUUCAGAUGGUGCAAUGUGUAUGUGCAUAAAAUGAAGAUCUUGUCCCUUUAAAAUAUGCAAAUGAGGGUUUGAUUUCUGGAUUAUUCUCAAAACACACUGUAUUUAGGUCUAACUAGUGGUACUCUUACAGCAACAACAACAACAAAAUAGCACUUAACAGAUGUUAAAAGUUUAUCCGUAAGCUGGAAAUAUAUCUUCAUAGGUUAAACGUACCCGGAAAUAAAUUCAAAUGUUUUAUUUUCCAAGUGUAUAUCCAUCACCACUAUAUUGCUACUUAUAAAAUAUUACUAGUGGAGUGUGCACUGUCACCCUAAAACAUGUUGAAAAAAAAUAUUAGCAGUUAAUAUACAUUUCUGAAAUUGGAUUAUAUUAUUAUUUUAAUUUCUAUCUGGAAUUUGUGCUAAUUAUUUAUUUAUUCACAUUUUACUGAGCUUGAGCCUCAACAACCUCUAGUUGAGUUAGAUUUGACAGUGUUUUAAAGAAUAUUUCUGCCUUUUUCAUUUUGUAGCCUUAAAAAUAUUUUUUGUACUAGUAUUUGUUACAGAUACUUCACUUGAUCUUAGCUAAAAGCCCAUUGUUUACAGAUUUGUUUUGUUUAUUACAAUUGUGUUAUUCUAAUGGCAGAUUAUACCCAAAACAGACUCGUGUAUUAUUCAUGUAUAUGAAUAAAAUUCUUCCCAAAGAAUUAAAAAAUGCAAAUGUGAAAAAAUAUUUUGUAGUAAUAGUUUUAAUUCUAAUGAUGUUUUAAACAGAGGAAAUAUAAAUGCUUUUCUGCAUAUGGUUUGAGGUCUUGAAAGGCUAUAAAAUGAAGAAGAAAAUACUUAUUAUGAAGAAUUCAGCUCAACAGUUGGUAGGAAAAGCCUGUUUUCACCACGUCAAAUAAAACAAAAAAUCCAGCUCUUAUUGGCACUAUAUUGAGAUAAAGUGAUUAUUUUGACAUGGGUCAUUAUUUUGAGAUAUCACACACUUUUUAUUUUACAUUGCGGUAAUAGGCACUUAAUUUACAUAAAAAAAUAAAGCCAAUCCAAUUAUUUAUAAAGAGGUUCUGAGUCAGAUGUUGAUAUUUAUUCAAAUGUUGUAGUUAUAUGCGAGAUGGCAGAUGAGUAAGUUGGAGGAUUUUACUAUUGAGUAAUGGUGCUUUAAAAAAGCAAAACGGGUUGAACUAUCUAAGAAAAUUAUUGUGAAUCACACUGCAGCGAUUUCACCCAGUCAGCAGUUUGACUGCACUUACCGUUGGCUGCUUGAUGGUGCUUAUUCUGGGUAGAAUCAGCAAGGUACUUAUGGUCUCUGUACAUUAGUAGCAGAACAACAGCCUGCUACUGUGCAUCAAGUCUUGUGAUGAGGAUGUGCUGUAUGUAGGAGACACAAUAUUUACAAUCCCAUAACUUUGUUGAAUUGUAAAGAAACACGGCUGCUUAAUUUGCUCAGUUGAAAUCAUAUGAAUCCCUUCUUAUAAUUAAAGGAGGUUUCAUCUGGCACAGUGAUAUUGGCAGGGUGCUGUUGUUGUUUUUUCCUGUGUUUAUUUUUUCCAGUGCACAGUUAACUUAUGUUACAAAUGGGUAACUUUUACAGUCUUUGCAUUUGAAUACUAAUGUUGCAUCUCACCCCUGAUUUAAAAUCACAUUUUAAAUUACAUUAAAGUGAUAAAAUAAUAUAAGUGAAUGGUAACUGAGGCUGUCAGUAAAUCAAUGGCAAUUGUUUUUUUUUUUUUUGGGUUAACUAUACCUUUAAUAAACUAAAAAGAUUUAAUGAUGUGAUUUGUUUUAGAACAUUUUGGUUUGCUAUAUCAGCCUUUUAAUUGCAACAUUUAAAUGGCUGAGUGAACAAAAUGCAUAAUAAUUGAGGAGCAAUGUGUGAAUAAUCGGAUAUGAUGCAGCAAAUUUAUGUACAAGAAAUUUUGAGCAAACUAAUAAUAAUAAUAAUAUAUACACUUAUGGAUAUAAUAUUCAUAGCCUCAUAGUUGUCCAUCGAUGAACACUGUUGUUUUUUGUUUUAAGUACAAUGUUUCCGUACAACAUGGUGCCUCAUACAAACCACUGUGCUCUGAAUAUAUCAAUUUUCUUUGCAUUUUUUAUUGUGAUGUAGCUCUGGAGCUCUUAAGUAGAUUUUGUUUACUCUUUGGUAAAAGGCUCUAAAAACUGUUGUCCUCAUAAACAAAGGAAAACCAAAAUGACAAUGAUCCCACAAGUGCAUCGAGGUGAUGAUCGUUUGUAUUUACACACAAGUGAUGGUAAUUCUUAUGUUUCAUUGUGACAAAGCAACCAAUUGCAGUCGUGUCUAGAACAUUAACUUUUCACCGAGUCCUGUAGAAUUGUUAACUGGCAUACAUUUUGCUUUUGAGUCGAGAUAAUAGUUUUAUAUCAACCCAGUGGAAUUUGCAUAAAUGUUCAUUUGUUGUGAGGGUCAAUAAUAUGCCACACAUUGAUUCUGUCAUUUUUACUAUAAUUUGUCUGAUUUUGUAAUCUGAUUACAACCAAAUUGUUUAGCCAGUCCAUGCAUGGUUUGUGUAUUGAAUACAUUUUUAAAAAGUUGUUACAAAGGUCAGAUAUUGUAUGUAUGCCUGGCUGCAUCUAGGAAUUGUUUGAAUUUGCGCAGUUUCUUUAAAAAAAAUUCUGGUGUUUGUCUUGCACUUUAAUUUUCUUAACAUAAAGCACACGGGGGGGGAUGAAAUUCAGCACCUUGUAUGUUAUUUGUUUUUGUACUUAAAAUCAUAAAGUCUUCUUUUAGAAAAGCUUUUCUUAUUUUGUAUUUCAUGUACUUUUUUUUUCAUGAUAAAACUGUAAAAUUGGACAUCUUCCAUAUAAAAACAAUCUCUGACUGUGAGCACAUUUUCAUAAA
Molecule: messenger RNA, 5871 nt
Organism: Xyrauchen texanus (razorback sucker)
Lineage: Eukaryota; Metazoa; Chordata; Actinopteri; Cypriniformes; Catostomidae
Product: DNA-binding protein RFX5-like
Exons: 10
Coding region: 102-1922 (606 amino acids)
Biological process (GO): regulation of transcription by RNA polymerase II
Molecular function (GO): DNA-binding transcription factor activity, RNA polymerase II-specific; RNA polymerase II cis-regulatory region sequence-specific DNA binding
Source: RefSeq, a predicted model, not a curated record